Messenger RNA from Drosophila teissieri, 8566 nucleotides. It is a transcript of the gene mamo, whose product is annotated as box A-binding factor. The transcript is spliced from 9 exons. Lineage: Eukaryota; Metazoa; Arthropoda; Insecta; Diptera; Drosophilidae. Gene Ontology annotation, molecular function: protein binding. The record is from RefSeq and is a predicted model, not a curated record. The coding region runs from base 614 to 5377 and encodes 1587 amino acids. Gene Ontology annotation, biological process: regulation of transcription by RNA polymerase II. Gene Ontology annotation, cellular component: nucleus.
UUCUCUCUAUCCCACUCUAAUCACACACACACACACACACUCAAGCGAACACGUACGCACCAUCUGUCUCCCUCACACACACCCACAACUUCGACCAACUGGACCAAUUAAAUGUUUAUGGAUAAAACAACAAAAACAAAAAGGAGGAAAGCAUACCAAUUAAACCAAAUCUAAAUAAAACAAUUUUCGUUUCUUGAGGCAAAAAACAAAAAAAAAAAACAGAAGGAAAAACUCUCAAACUUGGAAAUAUUUUUCAAAUUUCGGAAAACCCGCAAAAAAAUAUAUGACAGUGUUGUAAAACAGUCCCAAAUCAAAUAUUUCGGUGUGCAAAAAGUAAAAAAAUAUUUGAAAAAGACGCAAGCGAAAAGUCACAGAUCAGUCAACAAGAACAACCAACAACUGCAGCGACAACCAGCAACAAUACCAAGCUAGAAACAACAACAAAUACAACAACAAACACAACAAAAGCAACUGCAACAAACAACAAUACAAAAUCGACGAAGACGACGGCCCCCGACAAAAAUCAAUUGGAAAAUUGAAACUUAUGGAUUGCUGGACGGGUAACGCCCGACUGGCGAGUGUUUUAGUUUAAGCAGCGUAAGCUGUCACCGACAUGGGCAGUGAGCACUACUGCUUGAGGUGGAACAAUUACCAAUCCAACCUGUUAGGGGUGUUUAGUCAAUUACUACAAGACGGGAGCCUGGUGGACGUCACACUAGUUUGUUCAGAGGGCACAUCCAUCAGAGCCCAUAAGGUGGUCCUCUCGGCUUGUUCCUCGUACUUCCAGAGCCUGUUCCUGGAGCACCCCGAAAGACAUCCAAUUGUGAUAUUGAAGGACGUCCGUUUUGCCGAGCUGCAAACCUUAGUUGAAUUCAUGUACAAGGGCGAGGUGAACGUGCAAUAUUGUCAGUUGUCCGCGCUGCUCAAGACAGCCGAAUCCCUCAAGGUCAAGGGCCUGGCCGAGAUGACGAACCAGAACACGACGCUGCGCGAACCGGAACGGGAACCGGACCGCUUGCGUCCGCAGGGCGGCGGCGGCGGCAGCGGCGGAUCCGCUCACAAGGCGGCCGACAGUCCGGCGGCCGCGCUCGAUGCCACAGCGGCCACACAGGCGGCGACUGCCACGGCAACGGCCACUGCCGCGGCGGCAACAUCGACCUCAACCUCAGCAACAUCUGCGGCGGCAACGGCAGCGGCAGUAGCAGCAACAGCAGCAACAUCUGCAUCCACAACGGCAACAGCGGCGGCGGGGAGUAGUAGUACAACAACUACAACGGCGGCAACCACAACAGCAACCUGUGCCACAGCAACCACAUCCACGGCAGCAACAUCCUCAUCAUCGUCGGUGACAUCAGCAGCAGCAGCAGCAGCCGCAGCAGCAUCUGGUGUUGCGCACUCAGAGGAGGCGACCUCGUCAUCAUCGUCCACUGGGGGGCAGAAGCGGGAGGCUAGCGAUCGCAGCAGUCCCACGCCCGCCAAGCGAUCCUCGCGAUCGUUGCAUCCGACGGACAAGGAGGAUGUGGCAGAGGAUCGGGAGCGGGAUCGUGAUCGGGAUCGGGAACAGGAGCAACACCAGGCGGACGAGCUGCUGAGCGGUGAGCUGCUCGGUCGCAACUUAAAGGACGAGGAGGAGGACGAUGUGGAGGAGGUGGAUGAGCUGGAUGAGAACGAUGAGACGCUGCUGCGGGAGCGCGACGAGGACGAGGACGACGAGGAUGAGGAGGAGGACACGCCCAUGCCGCUGGAUCUCUAUCAAAGACCAAAUGUCGAGCCAAAAAGCGCCGCCGCAGCAGCAGCAGCAGCAGCAACAGCGCAGCAGGGCGGCAGCAACAGUCUCAGCGGCAGCAGCAGCACCUGCCACACCAACAGCAGCAGCAACAACAAUAAUAACAACAACUCCAGCAGCAACAACAACAACAACAACACUAGUAGUGGGAAAACCUCAGCGGCCAGCAAUGGCGGCACAGCGACAACCGGCGGCACAGCGGACUCCGUGGUUGCGGUGGACGACGAUGACGACGACGAUGGCGAUCACCACCACCAGCGACAGGUGAUCAACGAUCGGCUGGAGCAGGAUGUGGACGAGGAGGACAUGGACGAUGAUGUCGUGGUGGUGGGCCCGGCCACCGCAAUGGCCAGGGGCAUUGCCCAGCGGCUGCAGCGUCUGCAUCACACGCACCACCAUGCGCCGCACCACCAGCACUCGCAGCACCAUCACCAGCACCAGCACCAUCCGCAGCAACAGCAACAGCACCACCACCAUGCGCCGCACCACCAGCAGCAUCAUACGCACUCGGAUGACGAGGAUGCCAUGCCCGUGAUUGCCAAGAGCGAGAUCCUCGACGAUGACUACGACGAUGAGAUGGAUCUGGACGACGACGAUGAGGCGGACAACAGCAGCAACGAUUUGGGUCUCAACAUGAAGAUGAGCAGCGGUGCGGGCGGUGGCGUCGAUCUGUCCACCGGCUCCACACUGAUACCCUCGCCAUUGAUCACCUUGCCAUCCUCAUCGGCAGCGGCGGCGGCAGCUGCAGCAGCAGCGGCGGCCAUGGAAUCGCAACGCUCCACGCCGGCCAUGUCAGCGGCGCAGGCAGCCGGAGCGGGCGCUUCGGACCUCAGUAUUGGUGGCUCCGGCGGUCGACCGGCGUCCAGGAGCUCACGCGACGGCGGCGGCAACGAUGGCGGCCGGGGAGGAGCGUCCUCCUCCAGCCUGCUGAGCCCGGGAACCGUGGCCAAUCUGCUGCCCGUGCAAUCGGUGCCAUUGAGCCUCAAGAAGGAGAUCGAUUGCAGCGAGGACGACAACAGCAGUCACAGCAGACACAUGCAACAGCGUUCGGCAUCAGCUGGCGGCGGCCUGGGCGGCGACCUUGACUACCGCGCCUCCCACGAGUCGCUGCUCCGCAACUUCAGCUCCCCGAUGAGCGCCAUGGCCGCCAGUCGCUGCCCCACACCCUUCGCCUUCCCCUUCUCCCCACUCGGCCUGAGCCUCUUCGACAUCGAUCCGUCCAGAAUCCUCAGCCUGCUGCACCACCAAACCUGGUUGGCAGAGGAGGCUCUCAGGACACGUGGCCUGUUGGCGGCGCCAAAGGACUUUCCGCACCGCUUCACCACACUCAGCGACCUGCUGACCAAGGACUACCAGCCGCUGGCCACGGCCACGGCGACGGCGACCACCGCCUCCUCCUCGACCAGUCAGGUGAGUGCCAGCCGAGCCGGCGACACUCCGUACAAGCACGCCGCACAGCAACCGCAGCAACCUCAGGGAUCUGGUGUCGGUGGUCUGGGUGGCAGCCAGGCGACCGGAGCGUCUUUCAAUCUGCGCUAUCCCACGCCCACCGCCUUCUACCAGCAGCAACAGCAGCAACAGCAGCAGCAGCAGCAGGGUAAGGGUGCCAAGUCGUCGCCUUCGCCGCAGCAAAUGGCCACCAGCUCCACGACGGUCAUGUCCAACGAUUCUGGCGAGGAUAGCUGCAAGCGCAGCUCGGCGGACAGCGAUGAGGUGACCAUCAUGGAGCUGCCCAGCGAGCGCAGUGCCCAGCUGUACAAGGAGUCGCUGGAGCAGCUGCUGCAGCGCCAGCGUCGCACACCCAUCCUGGCGGGUUCGGGAUCUGGUUCGGUUUCGGGCACUGGAUCGGGCACGGGAUCGGGAUCGGGCAGUGUUAUCGUUGAUGCCGCCGGCCUGAGGCAGUACACCCAACUGUUGUUGGCCGGAGCCGCUGGGAGUGGUGUGUCCGAUCUGAAGGAGAAGAGCUCCUCGUCGUCCACCUCGUCCACGCCACCGCUGCUGUCGCAACAGCUCAGCCAGAUGCUGAAGAGUCCCUCGGACACGUGCUCCUCGCUCUUCAGCUCCUCGGGCGGCGGCACAGGAUCGGCCGGCCCCGUGGGCAUCAGCGGCGAAACAAUCGAGGAGGAGACCCGCUGCGUGGUGUGCAAUGCGCACUUCCCGAACGUCUGGCUGCUGGAGCAGCACGCCGCCCUCCAACAUCCCCACGUGGGACCCGGCGAGGAGAAGCCCUUCAUCUGCGAGCAGUGCGGCCAGUCGUAUCGCUAUCGCAGCGCCUACGCCAAGCACAAGGAGCAGAAUCACCGCGCUCGUCUGCCCGCCGACAAGCUCUUCACCUGCGACGUGUGCGGCAUGCAGUUCCGCUACCUGAAGAGCUUCAAGAAGCAUCGCCUGAACCACGCCCUCGAGCGGCUCCAUGGCAAGAAGAGUGUCGGCGUGAUCGGACGACUGGGCGUUUCCGGUUCCGGUUCCGGUUCGGUGCCGGGUUCCUCGGCGAUAUCCGUCACGGUGGCGCCGCCCGCUUCCGUGUCCGCCUCGGGUUCGGUGACGUCGGUGGACCAGGAUGUGGUCACCAGCUCGCAGGAGCCCAUGCUGGCCGACGAGGGCGAGGAUCUGCGGGUGAAUGUGAAGCGGGAGGGCGGCGCAGAUGAGCAGGGCGCCGAGUCGCGGGCCAACGACAUCGAGGAGCACGAACAGGACAACACCGUCGACUCCGCGGGCAUCACGAUGCUCUACCAGGACAACAACUCCUCGGCCUCGGCCUCCACCAGCGCCACCGAGCCGAACAUCAGCAGCUCCGACGGCAUUCAUAGUACAAACAAGCGGUCGCGCAUGCACCACUUGGAAACGGAUCCCUCCUACCCACACCACCAUCACCACCACCACCAUCACCAUCAGCAUCAGCAGCAUCAGCAGCACCACCAGCCGCAGCAGCACCACAAUCCGCAGUCGCAGUCACAGUCGCUGCCGAGCCACUUGGGCCACGUUUCACUGCCACUGGUGGCCACCUCGGCCGCCGGCUCCUCAUCCUCGGCGGCUGCCGCUGCCGUUGUGGCCGCUGCCCAGGCGCAGGCCAGUUCCGGCGGCAGCGGUAGCGGCGCCACCGGAAGCGGUGCACCCGGCAGCGGCAGCGUUGGCUCCGCAGGCAACUCCGCUGCAGGCGGCGGCGGCGGUGGCGGCAUCAGUUCCCUCAGCUCACUCACCUCGCUGAUCAACGCCGAGCGCAUUCCGAACGAGCAGUUCCUGGGACUCAAUCCGCAGGAGGCCUCCAUACUCAACUUCUUGCGCGUGGACGCCGCCGAGCGGCAGCGGGACAAGCGGCCUGCCACCUCGCGAUUCGCGUGCCCCUUUUGCGGCAAGUGUGUGCGCUCCAAGGAGAAUCUGAAGCUGCACGUGCGCAAGCACACCGGCGAACGGCCGUUCGUGUGCCUCUUCUGCGGCCGCGCGUUUGGUGGCAAGUCGGACCUCACCCGCCACCUGAGGAUCCACACCGGCGAGAGGCCGUACCACUGCGAGUCCUGCGGCAAGUGCUUCGCGCGUGCGGACUACCUGUCGAAGCACCUGACCACCCACAUCCACAAUGCGCCGCGCUGAGAUGAGGCGCGUAGGAGACGGCUCCUACGCAGAUAAGGAACCAGCUCCAGGAUCAGCCACACUCACACACACACACACACACACGCACACACACACACACACUAAAUACAGGAUGUAGUAUGAUGUAUAAAUCCAAUUAUUACUAGAAGCUCUACGAUUAGAUCGAUGUAACCCACACAUUUGUUCGCAAGUGAAUUUUUUUUUUUUUUUCUUUGUGUGGUGCGCAAGCUAGAGAAAAACAAAAUUAAGGGCAACUAAUUAGCACGGGUAUUAAAGUGUUUAAGAUUCUGCAUAUACACCUAUCUCUCUAAAAACAAAAACAUAUAUAAAUAUUAUGUGUGAGUAAGGCGAUUGUAAGACGAUUAUAAUUACGCAUUAUAAUUAUUAUCGUAGCACAAGGAUUAGGUUUUUUUCUACAACUAUGAUUAAGUGUCGAUGCGUACGAAAUGCGACUUGGUUCUGUGAGACAAAUUAUUUCGAAUUUCGAACACAAAUUUAACGAAACAGCCACAAAACAAAUAGCAUCAGACAUUGCAAUACCAAUACAAAUACCAAUACCAAUACCAAUUAAACAAAAUAGUCUGUAUUUUCUACCGCAACAAAGGGAAUGGAGAAGCAGCAUCUGCCGUUGAUAUACACAAUAGAUAAAAUAUAUUUAAUUUUACACCGAUCUAUAGAAGCUAACUAGCAACAAUUUGUACAAAACUAAGUAACGAGUAAAGAGUAAAAACCAAGCAAGCGAGAGGAAACUAUGUAACUUUGCAAGGAUCAAUGCAAUAACUAAGUAAACUCUGUUACCUACCACAGAAAACAAUAAGCGAUAUGGGAUUUUAGUUAUGGGAACUAAGCCAACCACUAAAUACUACUGUGUAAAACAAUGUUUCAACGAUUUAUGUUUCGGUUCACCGAUCUACAUAUGUAGAUAUACAACUACAUAUAUGUUCAGAAUGGGAGGCGUAGUUGGUUUAUAGGAUUAUUGUAAAGCUAGGAGAUACGAAUGGGAUCUACCACCGUCAAUAGUUUAAUUUAUAUACAAAACAAAACAAAUCAAAUCAAAGCGAAGCGCAGCAAGGCAAAUCAAAACUAAAUACAAACAUAGCAACAAUUAACAAUUAACAAUUACCAAUAGCAAUUACAAUUUAAACUGCAACUGCAAACGGCAACUACAACAACACAAAACUAACUGUGAUCACAACAAGAAAGCAACAUUGAAGUUUUAACUUUAACUAACCUACAAACAAAAGCUGAACAGGCAAGCAUAGUUUAUAGCGAUGGCAACCAUGGCAAGCAAUAGAGAAACUGGACGGUGCUGGCAACCCUGCAGCUGCUGCAUCGUCCAUCCGCUGGAAACGAAAUGUGCAAUUAAACAAUAAAAACAAUAAACUAGGGAAAGUCCAAACAUGAUUUCUCAACCGAUAUUUGCUUCAUUUUUAACAACUUAGUUUAGCAGACACACACACACACAUACACACACAAACAGGAAAAUCAAAAAACAAAUACAACAACAAACAACCUUGAAUCAAGAACAUCGAAUUAAAGUGUAAAAAAAGGGAAAAAUGAAGAAAUGAAUCCAAAAAACUCAAAUGCGUAGAAGAGUAGAAUUCAAAGUUUUUUGUAUUUAAUAAAUGUCUAACGCAAUAAGAAGAGAGUAAUGGGAAUUGCCGUACCAAAAAAAAAAGAAGUUAAGUGGAAAGUGAAAUAAACAAAAACACUGAGAACAAAUCAAAGUAAAGUGGUAGAAGUAAAGUAAAUGAAAACUUUCACUGUGCCAAAAAGUUUCAAGUACCUCAUAAUUUAACUAAAUAUUAAAGAGAAGCAACUAAACCACACCGAAAACAGCCCACACAAUCCACACACAAGCAGUCCACACACGAUCCACACGAUCCACAUACCCCAAAUAAUAAUUAUACAAACAUACAUACAUAUAUCCCGUAACGAAAUGAGUCUAGACAGGAAUUGUCAAAGCGUAUGAUUACAUAGAAGCUGAAAGCUGAAAGCGAAGCGUUAACUAAUCCUAAUUUACCAACCGGAGAGGGCUAGAGAAUAGUUAGUUAGAUACAGCUAGAGAUAGGGAUAGCGAUAGACCUAGAGAUAGGGACGGAUAUAGAAUAGAGACAGAGACAGAGAGAGAUGGCGAUGGCGAUGGCAAUGGCAAUAGCGAUAGCAAGAGAGAGCGAGACAGAUAGAAGCCGAUUCAGCGCAUGUGGAGAUCUACCAUCCAAAGGGGAUCCACACGCAUCGUAUAUCGCAUAUCGUAUAUAGUAUAUCGUAUAUCGUAUAUCGCAUAUCGUAUGUGCUGGGAUCCCCGAUUAUUUCGAUUAUUUUUUGUAAUUUAUUUAUGCUCCAGCAAACACAGUUCUGCCUACAAUUUCUCUCCAAACUUAAGUGUUCAAUCUUAGCGAAUAUGUAUGUACAUAUAUAUAUUUGCCUUGGAAUGUAUAUGAUUAUGUGAUAGUUUAACUAAUUAACUGCACCCCUUGAGUUAUUCCUUUUUAGCAACAACCAUACAUACUUUGUAGUGAAAAGACAACAAAUCACUUGAUUUUCUCUAAAAAUAUGCAUAGAAGUAUAAGUAAGUUUUUUCAAUUUCAAUUGUGUCAGUAUGUGAACCGUCAAAGAUCAGGGCCUCUAGCAAAUGUUAUAGUUUUAGUUCAUUAUUAUUAUUAUUAUUAUUAUAAUCUGAUGUGAAUUUUUGAGUGAAACUAAUUAUAGAAUCACCAACUUUUGGUUCUCGAUUUCUCCUUGAAUUACUAUUUAUUUUCCAACUACAACUACACUGCAACUGCAACUGCAACAACAAACAAAAAUCAAACACUGCCUUUUGUAAACACACAAAACAAAAAAAACCAGCAAGUAUAAUGCAAAAUUUGUAAUCCUAAUUUUUUAAGUUACGCUUUUUUUCAAUUUUAAUUUUAGAUUUUUUUAUGUUCACAUCACAAAUGCCGAUAAUCGAUUUGAAAAACUCUGUUUUACUUUACUUUUAUUGUUUCAAGCUCUACGUUAAGUUUUUAAGCACAAUAACUAUUACGAUAACAACAAAAACAAAAACAACAACAACAACAAGCUGUGAGCUGUGUAUGUGAAUGAACUAUUUGUAUGAAUAUUACUACAGUUAUGACACUCUUAUUAUUAUCAAAUUUUUUUUGGAAACACUUAUUAUUUUGGAAUUAUUAUUUGAUAGUAUUUAUU